CAGACGAGGAAGUAUAGGAUUCAUAUUUAAAGUAUUCCACAGCUAAAAUUUGUUAACCGUAAACGAUGCAGCAUUUUUUAAAUUGACUGUCAAUAGAAAGAUUGCCAUGAUAAGAGCUGUGGAAGUAAUAGUCUGUUUUAAUUUGUUUGUAUAUGUUAAUGCUCAAUCGAUUUGUGGCCAUUAUUACUCCGUAGAAUCAAGGUAUAAAUAUAAGUGUGGAUUGUGGAAUGCUUUUAGAUGUACCGGUACGAGAUAUCACCAGCAGUACGACGAAUAUUGUUGUUCAGGAUAUGAACACUAUAGUAAUUGCUAUCCUGUAUGCAAUGGGAAGACGAUAUUAAAUGAUGCAUGUAACGAACCAUAUACAUCAGAUAGAAUAAUAUACAGAGGCGGUGGUUCAAGGAAUAGUGGAGGUGGUACAUGUUCAUCACCAAAUUACUGUACUAAUUGUCAAGAUGGAUUUUAUCAAUAUGGUGGAAAGUGCUUAAUUUGUCCACCGAUAGACAGUUGUAAUCACAGAAAAUGUUCGACGUCUAGCGACAAUUACUGUUCGUACUGUCAGUAUGAAAUUGUAGACAAACUGUACUGGAGGGCGUAUACAAGGCAUUAUGACGGACAGAUGAAGCAGUGUAAAAAGGCAUGUUCCUGGCGAUCUGACAGUACGAGAUGUUUCCCAGGACAGUGUACAAAUGAAAUAGUAGAAACAUGUUCUUGUACAUCUGGUUUUGGAGGAAGUCAGUGCGACACAAUAACCGAAAAAACAACGAUUCUUUAUGCGGAAAUAAAACUUCACAACCCGUCACACGAAACUAUCACAACACCAUUGGAUCCUAGUGACACGGGACCACAACCCGUUAGAUUUACAAACAAGAACAACCUUAAUGCCGCGGAAAUUGAAUUUCGCGGAAAGUUUUUAGCUUCCGGAACACCACCUCCACACGACACAACUGGCGAUACUCACUUUGUGACAGAUUUUGACUAUGGUAUUGUAUAUGGACAAAUGAAACUAGAAUAUAUAAUAGGCUCGACUACCAGUACCAACACAUUCAGCUGUCCUGCAACGGAAGAUAACCCAAUUAAAAAAAAUUACAUAUGUUCAAGAACAAACACCAACGGCAGUGCUGUAUCACUUCCGACAUUCGGUCACAGUGAUAAAUUAGUAUUUACAAUCGAUGCUAGAAACGGUGGUUUCCUGAAGUAUAUUAACAGAGAGACAUCAUCGACAAUUAAAUCGUAUCUUUCAGGGCAGACUACAACUAAAAGUUACACAGUACAAUGGGAUUAUGUAGUCCCAUAUUAUUCUUGUUUUCAGUUACAUGGAACCGGUUGUACUGUAUCACCAAUAGAUAUACAAGAUGUAACUGAUCAGAACAUUGUUACGUUUUCUUGGAAACAGUGGAAUGAUGAUUUGGCAGGAUUAGAUGGAUACGAGUAUGAAGUUUUUCAUUUACAACCUUAUGGUGACGUUCUUAUGGAAGGAGACAAAUUAACUUCGUCCAACAGAACUUUGCCAUCUGUAUCAGAGAGUGACUUAAAUGUGACCACACCAGGAAUGUAUUCCAUUAUUCUGACUGCUUUUGAUAAAGCCGGGAACUAUAAAUCUACCAGAUCUUUAUUUUUCUUUGACGACAAUUCAUUUGUUGAAAUAACAUCUGGUACCAGAAUGAUAGUCACCGAAAGUACUUUGGAAACAGAUUAUGAAUGGGUAACUACGGAAUCCAGUUUACUACAUGUCACGUGGCCUGGACGAUUUAUAAAUGAAAGACAUGAUAUUUAUAAAUGGCUGCAUAAAAUAGAAAGCAAUAGUCAUGUUGAUAAUACUUAUGAUGAUAAAUUUGGAAGACGAACUGUAGACUGGUUCACAAAUAUCAAAGGUGUCGUCAAAUUUGACAUCAACUUUACAGUGACUGGACCCGAUGUUAAAUCGUUCCAAGGUUAUACAGAUGUACCAGACAUCCUACAGGAAUCGGAGAUUUUGUACGUCACAUGGGAAGAUGGGCAAAAAAUGGACAUUAGCGUAAAAGCUACUGACAUUAUUGGGGAAUAUACAGAAGAUACAAUAACAAUUUAUAAAGACAUUUCCAAUCCGGAAAUAGAAAACCUUUGGUUAUCCUAUGGCAACAAAACAGAAUUAUUUGUUCAUCGGUUAGAAGACUUAUCAACAAUGACGUUUGAAUGGGAUACAUAUGAUUAUCAUAGUGGUAUAUACAGUGUACACUGGAAGAUAUAUGAUAAUUACACGGGAUCUGACGUACUCCAUGGAAGUUCGCAUGUAACGGCACAAGGAGAUGCUUCCAAUAUGACUUCUUGUGAAGACAAAUAUCAGAACUCUCCUCGUGGACCCGAUUGUUAUUGUACCAUAUAUCAUGGAUGUUACCACCGACAUUUUCAUGUUAAGCCGGAAAUAGUAAACGGAGCUGGUUUAACUCCCGGGAAAGAUAAGGGUGUUCAUGACUCUGACUAUUUCAUAGAAAUUACAGUUGUCAAUAAAGCCAUGCUUACAUCAGUUCUAACGAAAAAGAUAACUAUUGACAUAAGCCCACCACAAACAGGGACAGUUCAUGAUGGAUUGCAAGGUAGUCCGGAAGUUGAUUAUCAACAGGAAUUAUACCUGAACUUCUAUUGGGAUGGGUUCUUUGAUCCAGAGAGUGGAGUCAAAUAUUACAAAUAUAUCGUAUCUGAUCAUUGUUGGUCAAAAGAAGUCUUAUUUGCCAGCAAUGAGGGGAUAGAGACAUAUAAAACAAUUACAAAUUACAUCGCCAGAAAAGAGGGAAAAUAUUAUAUGACAGUUAUAGCCAUCAACAGUGCGAAUGAAGCAUCAGAUUCUAUUUGUUCUGAUGGUGUUACAAUAAUGACAGACAAACCAGGUGCCACAAAUUUUGUUUUAGAUGGGGCUAGUAUAGGUCCUUUACUUGUCAAAGACACCAGCAAUACACUGUGGAUUAUUGGAAAACAUCUUUCCAGGAUUGUUGUGAAUGAUACUUCUCUUUGCAGCCACAUCACUUCACUAACUGAGGAUGUUCAAUUGUUACCAGAAGCAGAUGAGAUAGAUAUAGAUUGUUCAAACUUACCGUCAGUAUCUUCAACGUUUAUAUCAGUUCUACCAAGAACAUCACAGUUAAGCAUGAAAUGGGAUUCAAAUAUGGACGAUAUAUUUGUUCACGACUACCAUAUAGGACUAUCAUCUACAAAAAACAAUCCUGCUCCAGAUAUUUUACCGUUCCGCUCAACCAAACACCACAAACAUUUCAGACUUAAUUAUCCGGACCUUUCUGAAGGGAUAUUGUUUUACAUCAUCAUAAAAUCUACCAGUAAAGCCAAUGUUGAUGGUAUUCAGAGUUAUGGUCCUGUUGUAAUAGACGUUACAGCUCCAGUUUUUACUGGUUCACACAUUGAUAUGGAGUUCAAAGAGGGAACACUUAUUGCUAAUUGGUCCAGGGCAGCAUUUACGGAUGAAGAGGAUCCUCAUCCUCUUAAAUAUCAGUUUGCAUUAGGUCAUGCUGCAGGUGGAACAGAUGUUAUUUCUUAUCGUCCACUACAGUACAAUACCAAAUGUAUUAAGACAGAACCACCUCAUUGCACAGCUAUUGACACAUCGUCACUGGACUGGUCAUUACACGGACAUCAUAAUUACUAUGUCACCGUUAAAGUUACAAAUCUUGCUGAGUUGUCCACUACACAGACAUCAGUGGUUUAUACACACGACAUACAGUUACCGUCUGCUGGGAUAGUGUAUGACAUAAAUCCAUACAAUGUCAAUGAUAGUUCUUUAAAGGACAUUAUUGACAUUGAUUUUUCUGUGAAGUCUGAUUCUCUUGCUGCAGAAUGGAAAGGAUUUUACCAUCCCCACUUAUCUUUACAUUAUAAAGUAUGUGUUGGAAUGGUGAAAGGAAACUGUGAUGUUGCUACAAAAAACAACAUUGACAGUUCGACGCAUCAACAUGUAUUUAAAAACUUACUGCUAACAAACUUUGAGAAAUACUACGUAACCGUCGAAGCUGUUACCAACUCUGGUUCUAUCAAGAAAUCAUCAGACGGAAUUACCAUUAUCAACAAUGCUACAGAACUAUCGGGAGUAAUCAUUAAUGAUGGGUCUCUAUGCGCAGACCCAGUUGUCUUAAAUGGGAGUCAUCAUAUACGGGAUAUUAUUUAUAGAUGCAAAACCGAUAUAGAUUACCAAACCUCGACUACAACUCUUUCAGCUAAGUGGGAAAUUCUGGACGACAAACUAAAACAAAUUGUUAGAAGUGCAUAUUGGAGCGUUGAACAACGAUCUCCAGUUGGAGAUAUGUGGCUACAGUACAGCGACUUCAGUUAUAUAGGAAGCCAAAGUCAUGUGAUAGUGAAUGAGUUAGAUCUACAGCCUGGUUUGACAUACAAAUUUACGGUAAAACUGUGUGCUGACGAUGUAUGUUUCCAAGCGAUCAGUAGCAAUGGUGUAACAAUUAUACCGAGUUACCCUGUAACUGGUUCUAUUGAUGUGAAAAUAGAAAUUCAAAAGCUCAUAGUGACCAUUACAGCUAUGUAUGACCCAGAUAUAGAAGACAGAUCGGAAGCAAUAGAUGCAAUGGAAAUAUAUGAAUGGGCUAUAUAUGAUGGUUCAUAUGGAGGCGGAUUGUUUGAAAAGUGGACUGAAAUAAACACCAUUAAGAAAAUAAACAACACUCAUGUUGAAUUUGAUAUAACUCUGUCCGGCGAAAUAGAUUUUGCGAAGUGCAAGCGUUUAUAUAUCAGAGGAGCUAACAAAGCUGGAGUUUGGUCUGUUGUGUCAACCGAUUUAAAACAGUGUCAUGUAGUUGACAGCCAUAGUCAGAUAAAAGCGAGAAAAGUAAUCGACGCACUUGGCGAAGCAGAUGGUUAUGAAGAUGGUAUCGGCGGUGAUGUAUUUCUUGAAGAAAAUGCAGCUUGGAUACCAACGGAUGUAGACUAUACGCCUUUCAAGAAUGUUCUAUCUGCUGUAUGGCCUUCACUUAGACAUAAAUCAUAUCAGUGGGGAGUUGUUGAAGUAAACAGUAACAAUGCACAGACGUUCUAUAAAGAAUUCACAGAUGUUGUGAUUUCCGAUCCGUGCUCUCAUCCGAAUACAGUGCUAUGUGGACAAACAGACCAAAACUACGCAAAUAUACAUUUUAAUGAAACUGAAUAUCUAACACAUGGAAAACGGUAUUCAGUAUGCGUUUAUGCACCCGAAACUGUGAUUGAACAUGAAAAAUGGAGAGAAACAUUGGACACGGUAACAUCAUGUAGUGAUGGUGUAACGGUUGACUUAACACCACCUGUACACGGGAAAGUGUGGAUUGGGCCUGAUCCACUCGUAUUUUAUCAGACGUCUUCAUCAGAUAUCACUGUGAGUUGGGAUUCUUUUGUUGAUGUCGAGGAAGAAAGACAUGCCAUGCACUCAUCUGGAAUCAAACAAUACUUUGUUUCAAUUGGUUCUGUUGAAGGUGGUGUAGAUAUUGUUGAUAACCACAAUGUUGGUUUGACUAACCAUAUGUCCUUCCAUAAUCUACAACUUCAGAACGGUCACAAAUACUUUGUCACUGUAAAAGGUCUUGACUUCAUAAACCGAACUGCAGAAGUACGAUCGUCUCCUAUAACUGUUGAUACAACACCACCAGAAUUAUCAGGAGAGUCAAUUUCUAUCAAGGGUAGACUGAUAACAAAUCUGACUGUAAUACAGGCUUGUUGGGAAGACGUUUUUCUUGAUGUUCAAAGUGGAAUAGAUUACUAUACAUGGGGAGCAGGUUUACUUAGUGGUCAAGAUGAUGUCAUACCGUUUUCAGAAACUCAGGAAAAUUGUGGUGUGUCCGCAGAUGAUGUAAAUUUUGAUUUAACAGAAGGCCAUCCAUACUUCAUAACAAUUAAGGCAUUUAAUCGAGCACAUCUGUCCACUAUUAAAUCAUCAUGGGCCUAUAUAUAUGAUAUGUCACCACCAACUGCCGGUCAUGUCUAUGAUGGCAGUAACAAUACACCGGAAUUACUUACAAAAGAUAUAGAUUACCAGAUGGAUAUGACGCACCUAUAUGUUUACUGGGAAGGUUUUCAUGAUCCACAUUCUGUAAUCAAAUAUUACAGUGUCCAUAUUGGGACAUGUUCUGGUUGUAAUGAUGUAUUGGCUGAACAAACUGUUGGAAUAAAUACAGAUUUUAACGUCCAAAACCUUAAUCUUCAGGCUGGUAUCAAAUACUUUACCACUGUCACUGCAUGUAACACUGGAAACCUAUGUACAUCUGUUACAACUGACGGUGUUAUUAUUGACAACAGUCAACCUGUCCAAGGUGUAGUACAAGAUGGUGCAUAUGAGCAUGAUAUUGAAUACCAGUCGACAAGAAAUUACCUGACAGCAAAAUGGUUUGGAUUUGUAGACUCUCAAUCUGAAAUUGAUCACUUUGUUAUUCGUGCUGGAACAUCAAGAGGAUCCGGUGAUGUAUAUCCACCCACGAUUUUGACUUCUUUCGAUAUGAUUUUAUUGACAGAUUUACCUCACCAAUUACCUCUUAAUCAUCGCAUAUACAUAACAAUACGUGCCUAUAAUAAAGCAGGUCUUUAUUCAGAGUCAAUAUCCAAUGGUUUCGUAGUUGACAUUUCAGCGCCUGUCAUCAUCGAAAAACCUUCUUUAUCAGGUCAUUUUGGGCACCUUUUUUGAUGGAACAACUGUCUUUAGAUCUGCAGUUAGAUUUCACUGGAAUGUUGAAGACAGUCAGUCAGCUAUACAAAAACAGUACUUUUCAUUGUCAUCACACAUAUAUGGACAAUUUAAUACCUCUUCUAUAACGGUAGCGGGAAUAAUUAGAGAAUAUACCUUGACAGGACUUGAUUUCCCUGAUGGUGGUUUAUACUACAUUAAAUUAAUUGUAUGUAAUAGUGCAAAGAUUUGCACAGAAAGUGAAUCUGACAGUAUCAUUGUAGAUACCACACCACCAACA
Molecule: messenger RNA, 6926 nt
Organism: Mytilus californianus (California mussel)
Lineage: Eukaryota; Metazoa; Mollusca; Bivalvia; Mytilida; Mytilidae
Exons: 39
Coding region: 107-6646 (2179 amino acids)
Molecular function (GO): protein binding
Source: RefSeq, a predicted model, not a curated record